CUGCUGCCGAAGGUCUCGGUCGACGUCCAGCAGCUUGGCGGGUUGGCCGUGGAGCUCGGCUUGGACCCCAGCCUUCAGGCACAGCUGGAGUCGGCGGCCAAAGUCUUCGGGAGGCUCCAUGAGCUUCCCCAGGCGAAGCCGCCGGCGGCACAGGUCCUCGCUGGGGAAGCCGCCAAAGACGACAUGGAGAUCGACAUCGACCUCAUGGAGUCCGCCGAGCCGCGGGAGGCGUUGGAGGCGGCAGGACUCAUGCAGCCUGACGAUGCCACCGACGCGGACAUGCGGGUGGCGUACAAGCGUGUCCUUGAUUCCUUUAC
Molecule: messenger RNA, 317 nt
Organism: Prorocentrum cordatum
Lineage: Eukaryota; Dinophyceae; Prorocentrales; Prorocentraceae
Source: the annotation of a GenBank genome assembly